This is a messenger RNA of Phymastichus coffea, 809 nucleotides long. Its product is annotated as tRNA 2'-phosphotransferase 1. Lineage: Eukaryota; Metazoa; Arthropoda; Insecta; Hymenoptera; Eulophidae. Gene Ontology annotation, biological process: tRNA splicing, via endonucleolytic cleavage and ligation. The coding region runs from base 127 to 708 and encodes 193 amino acids. The transcript is spliced from 3 exons. Gene Ontology annotation, molecular function: tRNA 2'-phosphotransferase activity. The record is from RefSeq and is a predicted model, not a curated record.
UUAUAGUAUUGAUAAAAUAUUAUAAAAUAAUACGAAGUUGUUCAUCCAUAAUCAAGUAUAAGCUGACAAUAAGCACCAGAUUUAAUAAUUUUAGCAAGAGAAAUUUAAGCGAAGUAUUCAGAUUUCAUGUCGUUUCAGGCUGCUAGCAAACGUGACAAAGAAAUUAGUAAAAAGCUGUGUUUCUUAUUACGGCAUGGAGCUGUGAAGAAAGGUUUAGCUAUUCGUCCAGAUGGUUUUGUUGAAGUUAGUAAGGUGUUAAAAGCAAUUGCUGAUUGUAGUCUAAUUGACCUUCAGAGAAUUGUUGCAACUGAUGAUAAACAACGCUUUACAUUACAUGUGGGAAAAGAAUUAUGGAUCAAAGCUAAUCAGGGGCACUCAAUUGCUCAAGUAAAUUCUUUGAGCAUUAGGUAUUUGAUUAAUGUAUCAUUUGAUAUAAUCCAUGGCACUUAUUUCUCACAGUGGGAAAAAAUAAGAUCUGAAGGGAUUUCUCGUAUGACAAGGAAUCAUAUACACUUUGCUAAAGGCUUGAAUUUUAUUUGUGGAUUAAGACAAGACUGUGAAGUUUUCAUUUACAUUGAUUUUCCCAAAGCAAGUAGAGAUGGAAUAAAGUUUUAUGAAUCAGAAAAUAAUGUUAUUUUGUCACCUGGAGAUUUUGAUGGUUAUAUUAAGCCACAAUAUUUUUUAAAAGUGAUAACACAAAGUGGAUAAACAGUAUUAUAAAAGGUAGAAAUUCAAAUAUGUCUAAAGAGUGUAAAAUUUGUAAAAUAGAAGUUCAAGAUCAGAAUCAAUUUGAAGAACAUUUACAAGGA